AUGGUGGACUCUUGUGAUCUUCUGAAGGUUUCUUCUCAAGGGAAUAAACUUACUUGGUCAAAUAAUAGGAAAAGUGGGCAUGUGAAUGCUGUUCUCGAUAAAGCUUUUUGUAAUGCGAAAUGGAUGGAGUAUUUUAAUUCGUGCAGUCAGCUUGUUCUUCACAGGGUGGCGUCUGAUCACUCACCAGUUUUCCUUGCUUUGGUAGGGUCUAAAAAGCCUAAGAAUGCCCCCUUUUGUUUUCACAAAUUUUGGAUGGAGGAUCAGGGCUUUCUGGAGGUGGUGAAGAAUUCUUGGUCUCAGCUUGUGAGGGGAUCCCCUUUCUUUAUUUUGAACCAGAAGCUCAAAAGAUUAAAACUAAUCUUGAGGUCCUGGGCUCGGGAAGUUUUCCAUAACUUUGAUGUAGCUCUUAAGGAUGCUAAGGCGGCUUUAGAAGAUGUGCAAGAAGCGAUGGAGGUCAUUAGCAUGAAUGAUUCCAUGUUUGGGCUGGAGGCUAACGCCAAGACCAACUUUCUCUGUUCUCUGAGAAAUAGUGAAAAGCUGUGGCAAGAGAAAUCUAGGAAUGAAUGGUUGAAAGAGAACCCCGCAGGUUUGUCUAACCAUGUUGUGGAUUUCUUCAAAAAUUUCCACAAGGUUGUUCCUCUGGAGGAGCACUUAGACCUUUUAGAUGUCAUUCCUUCAUCCCUUGAAGCUGCUGACGUGGUGAAAUUGGAUACAAUCCCCUCUCUAGAAGAGAUUAGGAGGGUGAUUGGGGACUUGGACCCUGACAGUACGCCUGGGCCAGACGACUUUAAUGGGGCUUUUUACCGGUGGAAUUGGGACAUCAUUGAGCCUGAUGUUUGCAAGGCGAUCUCUAAUUUCUUCAGAGAAAGUAUCAUUCCGAAGUGUGUUUGGGCGAUGCAAGGUUUCCUGGACAAAUACCAGAAUUUCUUGGGUCAAAAAAUAAACUUGGAGAAAAGUAAGCUCUUCUGUGGUUCCAUUUCCCCUUCUCGCAGUAGGCGGAUUUCAGAUCUUCUUAAGGUUCCUUUAUGCAGUCUUCCUACUAAUUAUCAGGGUGUGGAGAUCUUUAGAGGUAGAGUCACGAAGGAUAAGGUGAUGCCUUUGGUGGAUAAAUUUAAGAAGCGUUUAUCUGGGUGGAAAGGUAAACUUCUCUCUUUAGUGGGCAGGGUGGAGUUGGAGCGUUCAGUGAUGCUGAGUGUCCCUGUUCACAAUUUCUCUAUUUAUUGGUGGCCGUCGUCUUGUAUCUCUAUCAUGGAAAAAUGGAUCAGGAAUUUUAUUUGGUCAGGUGAUAUUGAAACCAAGAAAGCGGUCACUGUGAAGUGGGACUUGGCUAAUCCGAUUGCAAAUCAUCUGGCGAGGGCUGCUGCUUCAAGUGGUGAUUCUUUGCUUGUAGUGUCUGAUUUUGUGUCGGUUGUUAAUGCUUUCUUGUUAGAGGAUGCUCUAAGGAGAUCUCGAUUUAGAUUUGAGUAG
This is a messenger RNA of Telopea speciosissima, 1467 nucleotides long. RefSeq lists its product as uncharacterized. The record is from RefSeq and is a predicted model, not a curated record. Bases 1 to 1467 code for a protein of 488 amino acids. The transcript has 4 exons. Lineage: Eukaryota; Viridiplantae; Streptophyta; Magnoliopsida; Proteales; Proteaceae.